GCGGACCCCUGGGGCAGGCGUUGGGCGCCGCGGGAGGUGCCCGCGGCCAGGGCGCUCUGGGCCCUGGCGCUGGCGGGCAUGCUCGCCCACGCAUGCCGCGCGCUGGCCGCCGGAGCGCUCGCCGAUUGGGCCCUGACUGCAGCCAUAGCUCCGGUGAUGCUCGCCGGAUACAUCACGCCCCGGAUCCGGUGCAUGACGCUGAUCACCGUGGGCUGCGGCGCCGCGGUGGCCGCUUCCGCGCUGGCGGGCGGCUCUCUCGACGUCGCCCUGGUGGUGCUGUGCCUGGCGUGCUUGGCGCUGCGGGUGCAGAUCGAGGCCUGCCUAUCCCGAGGAAGACGCUCUACUUGCAAGAGCUCCGCAUGUCGAGCAGGGCGUAUCACUUUUACGCCCUGCUGACGUGCAUGUUGCCGCCGCCGCUGGCGCGCCGCUAUUUCAAGCACUGCCUGGGGCUCCCCAGCGCCACAGACGCCAGGGGCAUCCGCGUGUGCAUGGGUGAGCGGGUCUCGCAGUGCGGGGUGCUCUUCCUUGCCAUCCACGACUUCGACCUGCUUGUUGCGGGGGGCUCGCAGCGUGCGAUCGUUAGGUUUCUGAACCAGUUCUUCUCCUCCCUCGACAGAGCCUGCGACGAUGCCGGCCCCGAGGUGAUGAAGGUCGGGGCCUUUGGCGAGGUGUACGUGGUCGCCUGUGGCCUCUUCCCCCGCGACAGUGACGCUGGGCCGAGGGACUUCGACGAGGGAGACGCCGAGGCGCGGCGCCUGCCCCGGCAGAUGGCGACCCUCGCCCGCCUGGCGCGCACGGCCCACGGGCUGGCGGGGCAGUUCCCGGUGCAGCUGCGCGCCGGGCUGCACUGCGGCCCCGCCGUCGCCGGCAUCGUGGGGGACCUCCUGCCGCGCUUCCAGGUCCUGGGCGACACCGUGAACCGCGCGGCGCGCCUGGAGCAGCACUGCCCCCCCGGGGCGGUGCUCCUCUCGGGAGAGGCCGCCGGCCACCUGCGCGGCGAGGGCUUCGGCGUGGAGGAGAGCCCCCCGCUGGCGGGGCGGGGCCCCCGCUCGUGCCUGUGUUCCAGCUCCAGGAUCCGAUCGCCAGGGUCGAGGCGAGUCCGCAGUCGCAGGCGCAGGGCACGCCGCGCGUGCACUUCUCGGUGGCGCCCUCGUACGCCGCGGGGUCCUGCAGCAGUCCGGGGCGGCGCCUCCUCCGCGGCAGCCGCGAGCUCCUGCGACGUCUUCGGCGAGGGGGCGGCGGACCUGCCGCCGGGCGGCGCGGGGUCCCUGGACAGCAGCCCCGCGACGGGCAGGACGCCGGGGAGCCUGGUCAUGAGCAGGUGGUCGAGCGGGAACUUCUCGCGGGCGCCCUCCCUCAAGGACAUCGGGUUCGACUCCGACGGGAGCAGCCAGGGGUCCCCAUGCAGCCGCCGGGCGGUCGCGAAGGAGAAAACGCCCACCGAGUGGAUGUCCGAGGCGGCGCAGCUCGGCAGGGGGCUCCUGGCCUUCCGGCACCCGGCCCUCGCCGAGGAGGACGAGGAGGGAGGCAACGUUGCCUUGGACGAGGAAGGGGACUUCUCGCUGCCGAUCGAGUUCUGCAGGAUGGGGAUCAUGCCCGGCGCCGAGAGGGACGGCUUCGAAGCUGCCGUGAGGCAGCUGGAGGAAACCCUGCUCCAGCCGGCGGGGCCGGGGGCGACCGGCCCGCGGGAUGAGGUGCUGCGGGCGGAGGCGGCCCGCAGCGUGGAGGCGCUGGGGUCGCCGCUGCUCUGGGCAGUCGCCUCGGUGC
Molecule: messenger RNA, 1767 nt
Organism: Prorocentrum cordatum
Lineage: Eukaryota; Dinophyceae; Prorocentrales; Prorocentraceae
Source: the annotation of a GenBank genome assembly